Molecule: messenger RNA, 3067 nt
Organism: Sitodiplosis mosellana (orange wheat blossom midge)
Lineage: Eukaryota; Metazoa; Arthropoda; Insecta; Diptera; Cecidomyiidae
Gene: Hydr1
Product: phospholipase ABHD3
Exons: 6
Coding region: 1491-2741 (416 amino acids)
Biological process (GO): medium-chain fatty acid catabolic process; medium-chain fatty acid biosynthetic process
Molecular function (GO): acetylesterase activity; monoacylglycerol lipase activity
Source: RefSeq, a predicted model, not a curated record
CCACAUAUCUUGCUAUAUUGACUUUUAUGUGUUUGUCAAUGGAUUUACAAUGAGGUUGAAGAAUCGGUUGGCGCGCGCGGUUUGUUGCUUUGGUGUGCUCAAAUUUGAGGCACUCAGCGUUCGGUGUUGAUUUUAGUGUAUUUCAUGUGAGACACCGACAAGCAUCGAUUUGCGAGGCUCUACUCUUCUUCGCUCAUUAUAUAUAUAUCGUGUCGCGCGCGUGUCAAGACUCGGUGUGUACCGCAAAAUAAGUGAAUCGAGUGAAAUAGACUCUAAAUGAAAAAUAAACCGGCAACUCACAUUUCAACCGCAAUCGUUUUAGUCGCCUUAAAAUCAUUACGAUUGAAUUUUCUUACCCGAAAUAGAUAUUUCAUUAAGUGCAAUCAUCUCAACGCGAAUUGAGCUCAAACUUACCGAUCUAUUCGGAACACAAAUCACACGGGGUAUGCUGGUUUUUCGUUUUUGUUUUUAGUUAUUAUUUAGCGCAAAUUGAAAUUUCAAACGAUCGUGAUAUUCGUUCAAAUGGGUUCAUUAUUUUGGAUUCGCUUUUGAUUAUUGUAAACGUGUGUGCUAUGAUGAUCGCACAAUCUGACAGAUAACUGCACACCUCAACAGAUAUUACAUCAUUCGGUCAAAUGUGCGGUUUCUCCUACAUAUUUUUUUACAGUGCUUUGAAUCACUAUUUGGUGUUGUCUUGUUGUUGUUGUUGUUUCUUCAUCGUUAGAACAAGUUCAUAUUUCGUUUCGGUUCGUUCGUCACAUUUUGAAUGGAAUUUUUUGAUUUCAUUUGCAAAAAUUUCGUCAUCAGAAUAGAUUUUGAUGCCUAUCUCCGUGUGUGUGUCAAUCGUGGAAAAUAUUGUGUGGUGACAGAGAGAAAAAUCGACACCAAGUGUACAGCCGGUAGCAUUUCUCACAGUUCAUAUUGAAAUAGUUUCACCUUUUGAUAUUAAAUGCUUAGCGAUACCGAGCAUUCGGAUAAAUUGCUAUCGUUCUACAAAUGUGACACAGUUCCUCGUAAUAACGAUUUGUGAUUUUAUAUGUUUAUGACGGUAGUUUCAUGCGAACAAAUAUAAAUCACAUGUCUAUAUAACAAAAUAAUCAUUGACUUAAAUGUCAUUCGAUUUGGAGAAGCGUAGCAAAGAUAGAAAUUGCAAUGCAGAGGAAGGAAGAAAGCAGGAAAGGAAGAAAGGAAUCGAGCGAGUGACACAAUUACCACGUCACCGAAUCGCAAUUGGAAAAACAGAUCAUUAGGCAAACAAUUUGAAAACGAUUUGGUGGAAUUGAAGAAAAAGCUCAUUUCGAUUUGUGUACAUUACAUUGGAGAACGUGUGCCUCCGUGUGUGUGUAUGUGUGGUUGUUUGUAUUUUGUUUCUAAACCUUUGAAAUUGUAUUUGAAAAAAAAAUCGAAUAGAGUUGGUUGCUGAUCGAUCGGGAGCGGGAGUGCGGUCCACCUAAUUGGUUAAUACCGGAGCUCUUCUCCCUACACUCUCCAUGAUGGUGCUAUAUGACUUGUUUUUUUACUUAUCCGAUUUGCCGCGGUGGCACAUAUUCGCGGUGUUCUUAGUGGGAUAUUUUGUAUACUAUCUCAUCGAAGUAGUUAAGCGACCAAUUUUGGCUGUUGAUGAAGGACCAUUCAAGCAAUACUUGUUGAAAAAUGUGCCCAUGUUGCAAUUAAAAUUUUGGCCAACAUUUUGGUGUUGUGAAAGUCGUGCUCAAACUGUGUUUGCCAGUUUAUUGCGACAACAAGUGUUGCCAUCAUUAAAUUAUCGCCGUGAAUUGCUCACGCUAAAGGAUGGCGGCGAAAUUGCAUUGGAUUGGAGUGAGCGAAAUUGUACGGAUGAAUCGCCUGUGAUUUUAAUUUUACCUGGUUUGACUGGAGCAUCACAGUCAGAGUAUAUCAAAUGUUUGGUUUCGGCUGCAAAUGGAAUUGGCGCUAGAGUUGUUGUGUUCAAUAAUCGUGGACUAGGUGGGGUUGCUUUAAAGACGCCUCGACUCUACUCGGCCGCCAAUGUGGAAGACUUGUCCGAAGUGCUGCAGCAUUUACGUAAAUCAUAUCCAAAUUCAAAAAUGGGUGCGACCGGAAUAAGUAUGGGUGGUUUAGUACUUGGAAACUAUUUGUCACGACACAGCGAAGAGUCGCGGAAUAUCUUCACCGCUUGUAAAAUCAUAUCCGUUCCAUGGGAUGUGCAGAAGGGAACAGUCAGCAUUGAAAAGCCGUACUUAAACAGCAUGCUCGGCAAACAUUUGACAAGUCGACUCUGUCACACACUCAGCCAGUAUGAAAUUCUUAACAAAAGCCGCCAUGACAUCGAUUUCGAUCAAAUUCUAAAAAGUAAAACAAUCAAAGAGUUUGACAGCAAUUUCACAUCGAAACAUUUUGGCUAUAAGGAUGUUGAUCAUUACUACAGCGUGGCCACACUUCACAACAAACUGCACAAAAUUUCCGUUCCGUUGCUUUGCUUGAGCGCUGCUGACGAUCCAUUUCAACCACUUGAAGCAAUUCCAACGAUAGCAGCCGAGCAAUCGAGCCAUGUGGCCAUCGUUGUGACUGCACGUGGCGGUCAUAUUGGAUUCAUGGAAGGUGUUUGGCCAAAAACUGGCGACGAAUACAUGGCACGGCUCUUCACACAGUACUUUUGUUCAACAUUGUUCGAUGACGAAUUUAAAAAUGUAACGGAAAACAUGUUAAAAACUUACCCAAGACACCCUGAUCAAGAUCCAGUUGAUCUUAGUUCCAAUUAAUUGUGUUACUGCAAAUUAGCAUCACUAGAAUUAAAAAAAUAUUAAUCGUGAAGACAAAAAAAAGCAAACAUAGGAAACAAACAGUUAUUUAUUCGGUGUUAAAAGAUUCUUUAUAUUUAUAAAAAUCCAAAUAAUAAUAAAUUGCAAAUUAAGUGCCGUUUGAACAGAGUUAUCCAUUUUGUUUAGGGUAGAGAAAGGGUUUUCUAGUUAAACAAUUAUUGUGAAAAUGAAGCAAAUAUGUAUAUCAAAACAGAAAAAAAAAACAGUUGCCUUACUAGUCGUAGUGUGAUACAAUGAAUGAAUAAAGCAGAUUUAUUUAUUUAAAA